GAGGUCAACUCGGGCCAUACAAAUAACCGAAGUCCAGCAACUCCCAUAACCCACCGACGGAUUAAAAGAGUUAACACGCCUCAUGUUGAUUUUAUCCCACUACACCAAUCUUCAAUAUUCAAAGACAAUAAAUUUCUAGCGAAAGGAAGAUUACCCUUUUUGUUUUUUGGGUUGGAAUUUUGAGUUGCAAGGUUUUUGGUCGUGCUGGGCGCAUUAUCUGGCUAAUGGGUUGGAAAUAUCACGCUGGGUUAGGAUUGAUUGGCGCGGUUGUGUUCAUAUGGGUUGCUUCGGCUGAGAUUACCCAGAGAAUUUUCACGGAGUAUAAACAGCCGUUUGCAAUAACUUAUCUUGGUGUGUCCCUAAUGGUCGUUUAUCUGCCCAUAGCAAUUUUGAAAAAUUGGAUUUGCAGCUUCCUGAACAAGGAUUUACUCAAACUUUGCAACAAUGACUCUAUCAUGAGUUCUUCAAGUGACCUUGAUGUUCCCCUUAGAAUAAAUGAGUUGCAGCAAGGCCCAACUUCUGACAAGGAUCUGAGGGAAAGAGAAGAAGGGCAGCCUUUCAACUCCAGAAAUGAGGAAGAUGAGCCUCAGUUGCUUGAAUAUGACGUUGAACCCAAUUCCUGGGAAAUUGCCAAGUGCAGUUUUUAUCUUGCUCCCAUAUGGUUUACAACAGAGUUUUUUUCAAACUCUGCUUUGGCAAAUACUAGUGUUGCAAGUACAACUGUCCUGACUUCUACAUCAGGACUCUUUACACUUUUCUUCGGAGCUCUUCUUGGCCAUGACUCCAUCAAUUUUGGCAAGGUGGUUGCUGUUUUUAUCAGCAUGGCUGGUGUUGCAAUGACUGCUUUUGGAAAAACUUGGGCAUCAGAUGAAAUGCUGAACAUCUCCGAGAGUAGACAGCAUUCCAUCAUGGGGGACAUUUUUGGUCUUAUUUCAGCAAUGACAUCUGGCUUAUUUACAGUGCUCCUGAAGAAAUCUGCUGGAUCUGGAGACAAGGUUGAUGUGCAGAAGUUCUUUGGAUACAUAGGUCUCUUCGCUCUUUUUGGCCUUUGGUGGCUUGCAUGGCCAUUGAGUACCAUAGGGAUUGAACCUCCGUUCAGAUUUCCACAUUCAGCUUCUGUAGGUGAAGUUGUGCUGUUUAAUGGGGUUGUGGGAAGUGUCUUCUCAGACUACAUUUGGGCUGUUUCUGUGGUUUGGACAACUCCGUUGGUUGCAACACUGGGUGUAUCGUUGACAAUACCCCUUGCAAUGUUAGCCGAUAUGGUUUUACAUGGCCGUCACUACUCAGCAACCUACAUCUUUGGUUGCAUUCAAGUUUUUGCAGGUUUCGUUAUAGCGAAUAUAUCGGACAAGCUUUGAGUUAAGAAAGUGAAAGUUGGUAGGUAUUGUAGAAUGAAUAGAGAAGUGAAAUUGGGAACCAUGUAGACUCUCCCUUGUGUUGUAUCUCACCAGGCAAUGGAAAAUGUGACUG
This is a messenger RNA of Carica papaya (papaya), 1470 nucleotides long. RefSeq names its product putative transporter C405.03c. Lineage: Eukaryota; Viridiplantae; Streptophyta; Magnoliopsida; Brassicales; Caricaceae. Gene Ontology annotation, cellular component: membrane. The record is from RefSeq and is a predicted model, not a curated record.